AUGCUGCCAGGGCCGCCCUGGACGUGGUGCAGUGUGGGGAUGGUGCCGAAAGGCUCCGGCUGCCGCCUGAUACCGCUGCUGCUGGGCCUGGCUGUGCUCACCCUCCCACCGUUUGCUGCUGCCCAGCCACCACCUGCUGCCCUCCGUGCUGGCCACACCACCUCCUCGCUGCCUGCCGUUGCUGCCGCGCCACACACCAGAUACCUUUUGUAUGAUGUAAAUCCUCCUGAAGGGUUCAACCUUCGCAGAGAUGUCUACAUUCGCAUUGCUUCCCUUCUAAAGACAUUGCUGAAAAGUGAAAACUGGGUGUUAGUUCUGCCUCCCUGGGGACGUCUUUAUCACUGGCAAAGCCCUGACAUCCUUCAGGUCCGGAUCCCUUGGUCCGAGUUCUUCGAUAUUCCAAGCCUCAACAGGAACAUCCCUGUCAUUGAAUAUGAGCAGUUCCUUGCAGAGUCAGGUGGGCCCUUUAUUGAACAGAUUUAUGUCCUACAAGGCUAUGCAGAAGGAUGGAAAGAAGGAACAUGGGAAGAAAAAAUAGAUGAAAGGCCAUGCAUUGAUCAGCUUAUGUAUUCCAAAGACAAACAUGACUACUACAGGGGAUGGUUCUGGGGUUAUGAGGAAACACGGGGCCUAAAUGUCUCUUGUUUGUCUGUCCAAGGAUCUGCCUCUAUUCUGGCUCCUAUCCUUUUAAAGAACACUUCAGCACAGUCAGUGAUGUUAGACAGAGCUGAAAACCUACUUCAUGACCACUACGGAGGGAAAGAUUAUUGGAAUACCCGUCGGAGCAUGGUGUUUGCUAAACACCUCCGUGUAGUAGGAGAUGAGUUUAGAAACAAGUAUCUUCAAUCCACAGAUGAGGCAGACAGGACUCAUUACAAGGAGGACUGGACACAGAUGAAGGUUAAGAUGGGCACAGCUCUAGGUGGUCCGUACCUUGGGGUUCAUCUCAGAAGGAGAGACUUCAUUUGGGGUCACAGAGAAGACGUGCCUUCCCUACAAGGAGCAGUAAAGAAAAUCCGCAGCCUCUUGGAGAUGCAUAAACUUGAAAAAGUUUUUGUAGCCACUGAUGCUGUCGAGGAGGAGAUCGAAUUGCUCAAGAAACUACUGCCUGAGAUGUUGAGGUUUGAACCUUCUUGGGAGGAGCUGGAACUCUACAAAGAUGGGGGCUUGGCUGUGAUUGACCAGUGGAUCUGUGCACAUGCAAGGUAUUUUAUAGGCACCUCAGUUUCAACAUUUUCCUUCCGGAUCCAUGAGGAAAGGGAGAUCUUGGGAUUUGAUCCAAAAACAACUUACAACAGAUUUUGUGGUGAAAAAGAGAAAAACUGUGAUCAGCCAACUCACUGGAAAAUUGUAUACUAAAAUACAGAGAAAUCUGGACUUCAAUACCAAUGAGCUCAAAAGAAUAAGGAAAACCCACGGGGAAAUACCUCCCUUUGACCAAACUACAACUCAGUCCUCUACCCUCUUCUCAGUGUUUACUUGACGUUUGGAUUUUGAAGUACAAGCAAUAUUCAUCUUCUUAGUCAGGCAUCGAUGGGAGCGAGAAAAAUGAAUUCAGCCUGGGAUCCAGUUCUCAGCAUAGCUAGGAUUCAAGGACAGUACCAGGCACUGCAACACCAGCUGUUUCUAAGAGCAGUCUCAGUGGGUCUGUGCUGAGAGAGGCACAAAGAUGGGGCUUGUAGGGUGGUAAGAGAAAGGUUAUGUUUCUUCUUAUAUUUUACCUACACAAAGGAAACUUUUUUUUUCCCAUUGUCCUCCCAAAGGCCUGUUCAGUUGGACCCUUUUGGGAUCACCCAGUCACUCAAUUCAGCGUUGCUGAUGCUUUGCUAAGGAGUACGCUAAAAGGCCUUUCAAGUUUCCAUGUCAGUUAAAUGGAUUGUCGCAGUAAUUCAGCAAAUUAAUUUCCUGCGUUUCUGCUUUCAGUUUAUGCAAGGGAGCAAACUGUGGAAAAUCACAGACAGCAAAGGUCAUUGGGCCGCGGGAUGAUGUGUAUAAGCCUAGCAGUCGGGAACCUUGCAGGUGAGGUCGUGUUCUGAUGGAGACGGCUGGCUGGUGGUACGGGGGAAGAGCCCUGUGCUACACCACCAGCCAGAGGGAAAGUGCAGCUCCUCUUUGAGAAGGGUUUUGUAUGAAUACCAAUUCUAGCUCUUGCAGUUUCCUGCUGUGUAGCAUUGGGUGCUGGGAAGCAUUCUGUGCUUCAGGUGGGUCUUUUGCCCUGCAAGCCUACAUGUCUGUUAAGCAGCAGAAGCCUUUUUCAAAAGUGGACUAGGAGACAGAUUUAAAAAGGUGAAGCAGACAUUUUUCCUUAAAGUCAUUUUUACCAGGUUACCUUGCUGUUAGCAGACCCUUCACUUGAUCUUUCCUCUUGGCUUGAGUAGGAGUAUAUAUAACUCUCCUGCACUCUGCAGUGGCCAUUUCACAGAUGCUCCCAGACAAUGAGGUUGUUACCUCCUGUGCAACUGCAGUGGAAGCUGUGAAGACUUCUCGGACGGUAGUAAGGCUGUCCUGUUCUUACCAGCUGUUUACUAUAUCUCCGUGCAGCAACUGAGCCUCUCUGGCGAUAAAGUGGGGAGCCCAGCGUUUCAAAGCAUUGCCUUUUCCCACCAAGUCAAAUGUUCUCCUAAAGCGAUGGUGGUAUUUUACAUGUAAUGUAUACCUCAUUAAGAAAAAUACAAAGCUUUGUAGCA
Chroicocephalus ridibundus (black-headed gull) is the source of this 2687-nucleotide messenger RNA. RefSeq names its product protein O-fucosyltransferase 2 (gene POFUT2). The coding region runs from base 1 to 1359 and encodes 452 amino acids. The transcript has 9 exons. Gene Ontology annotation, biological process: protein O-linked glycosylation via fucose. The record is from RefSeq and is a predicted model, not a curated record. Gene Ontology annotation, molecular function: peptide-O-fucosyltransferase activity. NCBI's taxonomy places the organism in Eukaryota, Metazoa, Chordata, Aves, Charadriiformes, Laridae.